Molecule: messenger RNA, 576 nt
Organism: Penicillium maclennaniae
Lineage: Eukaryota; Fungi; Ascomycota; Eurotiomycetes; Eurotiales; Aspergillaceae
Exons: 2
Coding region: 1-576 (191 amino acids)
Molecular function (GO): oxidoreductase activity
Source: RefSeq, a predicted model, not a curated record
AUGCCGAAUAUUAAGUCAGCCCCGGCACAUUCAUUGCUCUGCUGCACGACAAAAGACUUCCAGGCAGCUUUCAAGGAAGUUCUACCCAACAAGUGCUGGGUCUAUAUCUCUAGUAGCGCGAAUUCGGGAGCGUCGCUUCGAGCAAACUUGAAUGACUGGUCUCUCAUCAAUUUUCGGCCUCGAGUCAUGAGAAGUGUCAACUCCUUGAAUACGAAAUAUUCUAUCCUUGACCAGGCCGGGCAAUUUCCAUUCUUCGUAUCAGCCAUGGGAAGCCUGGGUAAUGCACACCUGGGUGCUGAACCUCUGUUGCGCGAGGAGCCACACGCAAGGACGUUCCCAUCGACCGCACAAAGACCAAGUCUCUUAUUCGAAGGGUCAAGGCUGCCGGAUACUAGAGUCUGUGGGUCACUGUGGACACUGCAACACUGGGCGAACGAACAGCAGAUCGAUAUCUACAGGCGCAAGAUACCCUCGACCAUGGCGUCAGAGAAACGGCAAGAGAUGCUGCGGCCGAAAAUGACUUCGGGCCGGCCUCCAAAUGCCGACCCGUUUCUGGAUCCUUGGAUCCUGGACUGA